This is a messenger RNA of Culex quinquefasciatus (southern house mosquito), 536 nucleotides long. RefSeq lists its product as uncharacterized. NCBI's taxonomy places the organism in Eukaryota, Metazoa, Arthropoda, Insecta, Diptera, Culicidae. The transcript is spliced from 2 exons. The record is from RefSeq and is a predicted model, not a curated record. Bases 113 to 445 code for a protein of 110 amino acids.
ACGUGUUCCACUUUGUUUACGUGACCUUUGAAGGGCCUUGUUUUGAUUUUGUGAAUCGAACCGCGCGAAGAUCCGAAAAUAAAAUUUGCAAAUCGAGCUCCGAUCAUCGAAGAUGAUUAAAAUGGACCAAAAAAAGAAAUCCGCCCAGACCAAGGCCACAAUCGCAUCCCUCCAGGCGGAACUAUCCCGCCUUCGAUCCAAGGCCAUGAAAAUCGAAGGAGAACGAAUCGAGACGUCCGUCCGCCACACCGACCUUCUGAGCCACUGGAGCUCGGUCUCGGCUACGUACGUCGGUGCGAUGCGCCAACGGGACGACACCAUCCGGCGGCUGCUGGCCGACAGCGGCAUUCGGCCGCCGGACGGUGCCACCCUCGAAAACGACGAAAGGCUUCGCCGGGCUGUGCUGAAAACCGCCGACAAGGCCGUCCAAACGGAACUGUGGUGAAGAACUUUGGAGUUUAGUGUCGUGUAUAUUUAACGGGUUUAAAUAUAAGCUAAAGUAUCUAAUCUUAUAAAAAUUAUAGUUAAAUAUGGUG